Molecule: messenger RNA, 6551 nt
Organism: Phlebotomus argentipes
Lineage: Eukaryota; Metazoa; Arthropoda; Insecta; Diptera; Psychodidae
Gene: HDAC4
Product: histone deacetylase 4
Exons: 13
Coding region: 998-4123 (1041 amino acids)
Biological process (GO): negative regulation of transcription by RNA polymerase II; chromatin organization
Cellular component (GO): histone deacetylase complex
Molecular function (GO): histone deacetylase activity
Source: RefSeq, a predicted model, not a curated record
CAGGCCAAAAACUUGAGUGUAGUGUUUAUCGUAUUGGCGCAGCGAGUAGACGGUUGGCAUUAUUUGCUCCGUGUCAACAAAUUUAUUAUUUAUUGGUGUCUCAACAAAUGGUCAUUCUUGGAGUUACAUUUAAUUGAAUUGUCAUUUAAUGUGAGGAAAAUACACACAAUUGGAAAACUGCGUAAUUCGGAAAGGAGGAAAAAAGAAGACUGUGCUUUCGAGUUGGUUUUGUGGAAAGAAAGGGGCGAUUGUGGUGUGUUUUGUAAUAGUGGAAAAUUUUCUGGAGCUGCACAACUCUCUCAACAAUAUAAUUGUCAAUAAUUAAUGGGGAAAGAGAUUACAAAUGUGUGAAUAAUGAUGUUAGGGCGAAAAAUGUACUCGUGGAAUCCGUGGAAUGUCGCUUGAUGAUUGUGUGUGCGUUUCGUCUUGUGGACUUCUUCGCAGUGUAACAAGUGUUUGUUAAUUAAAUUUAUAGCAAACACAAUAUCGCAGUGUUUUUCCAUCGACUAUCAUACAUCACAGAUCAUUCUUGGUGAUUUUCUGCUGGACAAAUAGUGAAGAAGGACUGAAGGAUUUUUGUGGGGCAGAAAUUCGAGGAGAAAAAGGAGAGAAGAAAAGAAGAAUUUCUGACUGGUGUAUUUCGAAAGUGGGGUGGAAGUGUAAUGCCGAGAGACGAAGAUAAAAAGUGUGCAAAAAAGUAAAGUAAAUUCGUCGAAGAGUUAAAAAUAAACUUGACCACGUCGCGAGCGUUUUCGUUCGAUGAAUAAUUUUUACUUGGGCUUUUGUUGCUAUUUACAUACAUUUUGAACAGCGACAGCGAGAGAAGAGAGCAAUAAAGCACACGAAGAGAUAUGAAAAUUUUAGUGGAGAAGAAGGAAUAGAGGAUGUAAAAUUGUGACAAUUUUGACUGUGCAAAGUAGCAAACGUGUGAAAAAUACGGAAAAACUGAUAAACUGUGCGAAGUAUGAUUGAGAACUAGUGGAAAACCAUUGGGGAAAUGCACGUAUUAAAAUUAGAAAUGGCUCGCGAUUCAGCGGUGGGCAGAGAUAGAGUGCUGGUGAUGCCCAAUGCGGGUGGUGCGAUUCCACUGGACGGCGUUGGCAGCCAGCCGCAGACUCCAGAUGAUAUUAAUCAGCAAAUUUUGGAGCUCAAGAAGGAACAAGAGAUGCAGAAGCAAAUGCUUUGGCACACGUUUCAUGAGAAGAACAAACAACUUGAGCUUCAGCAUAAGCUUCAAUUGGAGCACAAAUAUCAGUUUGCGGGGCUUUCCAAUGGCGUAUUCCAGGAACUGAGAGAACAGAGGAUUGCAGAAGAACAACAGCAACAGCGUGAGCGUCGCGAAAGGGAGGUGAUGAGACGCAAAGAGAAUAAUUGCAGUGCAAAUGCAAGUUCAGAGGUGAAACAGAAACUACAGACUUUCUUGAUGAACAAGAAGCAGAAUGCGGCGACAAAUGGCAUGACAUCAUCAUCACCGUACCGGAAUUGGGGUGUCGUGAAGAGCUCCUCGGGUGAAUCACUGCCUGCCGGUGCUGGUGUUGCCUCGGUUAGUUCUCAUCCGUACAAAAUUCCUCAGCCGCCAUCAUCAAUCGCCAAAUAUGAUUCCGAUUUUCCACUCCGCAAAACAGCGUCGGAGCCGAAUUUGCUGAAGAUUCGCUUGAAACAGAGUGUGAUUGAGAGAAAGGCGAGGAAUGGACCAUUGGCGGCUCGACGGCAAGAGCGACUUCUUCAGGCUGCCCAAAGACGACAGCAGAAGCAGCAAAAUUCAGCCUUAGCAACACCGACAAAUUGCACAACAACGCCGGAUUCUGGUCCAAAUUCACCGCCAACGCUCACAAAUCGAGGCUCACCGACUAGUGCUCCGAUUCAGGAGGAGAAUGAAGAUCCCAACUAUCAGGGCAAUCGUGGGAGUAUCAAUGAUCUUGCUCUAUUCAGCUCCCCUUCGAUGCCCAACAUUUCCCUCGGGAGACCACACUUGGCCAAUGCUCACAAUGCCAACAACUUGGCUCUGCUCUCGAAUUUCCGGACACACGCUCAGUUGGCUGCUGCGGCUGCCGUUGGGGCGCCAUAUUACACCCCAAUGCCACCACUAGAGCACCAUCCGGAACUGGCUUCGCACCUCCAUCCAUCCAGCAUUCAUCACAUUGCGGCUCAGCAUCUGGCCAUGCAUGGCCAGGUGCCGGGGCUGUAUGGACAGCCCAUCACGGAUACUCAGGUGGCUCAUGCACGACUCAAUAAGCAGGGCCAUCGGCCGCUGGGCAGGACCCAAUCGGCACCUCUUCCGCUAGGCCAUCCGAUGCUCACAGGAGCCGGAACGGUGAACAUCGGGCAGACGCACUAUGAGAACAGCGAUGCUGAGCGACAGGCCAUGGAGCAGCAGCAUCUCUUGCUGACGCAGAAGAUCAGGCAGACCGUGCUGACGCGCGUGGGUGGGAGUCGUGAGCCGCAGCUGAAGGAAGAGGAGUCCGGAGAGGUGAUCGACUUGACGGACAAGAAGCAACCACCGAAAACUGUACUUACCAGCAGUGUGAUCACAAGCACGUCGCAGCGUCAGGAGGACAGGGUGCGCGAUCAGGAGUACCUGAAGCAGCAGCGAGAGCUCCUCAUUCGCCAGUCAAUGCACAUUUCCGUGGAUGAUCCGUUUGCCAGAGGUUUCGUGAAGCCACUGUCGCGAACACUGUCCAGUCCGCUGGUGCAUCUGGGCCAGCAGCCGCCGUGCAGUAUCCCGGACACGGGUCAGCACUCGCUGGACAACAGUCCGCCUCCGGUGAAUCUCACAGUGCCGCAUCGGCGGAGUAUUGCUGGGGGAGCUCCUGGACCUAUUCAUGUCACCACAGGACUGGCCUUCGACAACCAAAUGCUGAAGCACGCCUGCAUCUGCGGGGACAACUCGUCUCAUCCGGAGCACAGUGGGCGGCUGCAGAGUGUGUGGGCGCGUCUGGUGGAGACGGGUUUGGCCAGUCGCUGUGAUCGUCUGAGGGCGAGGCGGGCGACUCAGGAGGAACUCCAGACGGUGCACACUGAGGCGCACACGAUGCUCUUCGGCACCAAUCAACUCAACCGCCACAAGCUCGAUGCCAGCCGCGUGAGCUUCGUUAGGUUGGCGUGCGGUGGAUUGGGUGUGGAUCUCGACACCACGUGGAAUGAGCAUCACACGUCAGCGGCGGCCAGGAUGGCGGCGGGAUGUGUGAUUGACUUGGCCCUUAAGGCGGCCAAAGGGGACAUUCGCAAUGGGUUUGCAGUGGUGCGUCCACCCGGACACCAUGCAGAGCCCGAUGCCGCGAUGGGAUUCUGCUUCUUCAACUCCAUCGCCGUGGCGGCGAGACUGGUGAGACAGCGAGUGCCGGAAAUGAGGCGUGUCCUCAUUGUGGACUGGGAUGUUCACCAUGGAAAUGGCACGCAGCAGGUGUUCUACGACGAUCCCAGCGUUCUCUACCUCUCCAUCCAUCGCCACGACGACGGAAACUUCUUCCCCGGCACCGGCGGUCCCACAGAGUGUGGAGUCGGUCCUGGGAUGGGAUUCAAUGUGAAUGUGGCAUGGAGUGGUGGAUUGUCGCCCCCAUUGGGAGAUGCAGAGUACUUGGCAGCCUUUAGAACUGUCGUGAUGCCCAUUGCGAGGGAGUUUUCGCCUGAUAUUGUGCUGGUUUCUGCGGGAUUUGACGCUGCAAGUGGACAUCCGCCGCCUUUGGGCGGAUACAUGGUUUCGCCGGCGUGCUUUGGGCAUCUCACGAGGGAACUCAUGCAGCUGGCUGAGGGCAGAGUGAUUCUCGCACUAGAGGGUGGAUACGAUUUGCCGGCUAUUUGUGACUCUGCUCAGGAAUGCGUUCGUGCUCUGCUAGGCGAUGAUCUCAGCCAGAUUGCCGACACGGAACUCGCCAGGCCGCCGUGCCAGAAUGCCAUUGAGACAAUCCAGAAGACAAUAGCCAUCCAGAUGAGUCAUUGGCCAGCUGUGAAGAGACUCGCCCACACUGUAGCCUUCUCAGCCAUGCAAGCGCUCUCCAGUGAACGGGAUGAAUCUGAGACAGUCACUGCAAUGGCUGGAUUGUCCAUGCAGUCGCUUCACAGAUCCUCCAGAGAUUUGUCCAGGGAAGAUUCAGAGGAGCCAAUGGAUCAGGAUGACAAGUAGAUACACACGCGGGCCGGGAAUUUAGCAACCAUUUGAGCGUGAAUACGUUGUAAGUAUUUGACGCGGAGGAAAAGUUUGUUGUUUCUGUUUCUGAUGCGAUGGCGGCGAACGGAAGGAGUAGAAGGAGAAAUUGUAUAGAAAUUGUUGGUCAGUGGCGUUAAUUUGUGGUAAAUAUUUAAUAUGAGUGGAGAAGAGAUUGAAUCAAUAGUUAGAGGAAGGAAUUAAAUUUCUGAAUGGAAAAGAUAUGUGUAAUCGUCCGUUGAAGGCGACAGGAUUAUUAUUGGUCAAAAAAUAAUAGAAAAUAUCGUGAUUUGCUCAAAGCUUUAUAUAUAUUCUUUUUUGAUGAAAUAGAGAGAGAAUCUUGUUUUGUUUUCUCCUCCCAAGUAAAUGCUGAAGAAAGUUGGGAUUGAUUGAAAAGAGAACGGCAAAAGUGCUUCGAUAGAAAGCCAUUUAAUUGAGUUAUUGGGUGGGUUUUUUUUGGCAGAAUGUCCUUUUCUAAGGCGAAAAAUCGAUUUUGGUCUAGUAAAAAUAGCUCAAUUGAGUGGCUUGAUUGUUUUGUUUUUUUUUGAUAGGAAAUCACGGUAAAGAACCAAAAAAUGUUCCCCUAAAAUUUAUCUGUUUGCUGUUUAACUGGUAAGGUGAUGAAAUUGAUGACAAAAAAUAAUAUCAAUAAAUGUUGAGUGACCUUAAUGUACGUCAACGAAGAAAUUUCUGAAAUUUAUGAUAUACAUAUUUAAUUAAUGUGAAAUGCAAAUAAAAAAAACGUUAUUGGAUUAAGCGACCUAAAGGUGAAAAAAAAGAAAAAUUUCUUUGUCAAAAAACACAUUAUAAAUCGAUGCUGGUUCGUCGACACACUUUUUCUCUUUAUUUACAACAUAUAAACUUUUAACAUGAAGUGAAGCACUUUUUAAUGGAGAGAAAAAGAAGUUCUAUUUACACCAUUUUUAGGAUAAAAAUUGGUGGGAAAGAUGUAAAUUUAAGAAUAAUGUCAAAACACACACACAAACACUUUCCCUCAAAUUGUUGUAUAGAUAUUUUUAUUGUCUUCUCCAAAGCAGGAAAAGAUUUUGAGCACAGAAACACGAUCUUUUUUUUAAAGAUAAAAAACAAACAGUGAAAGUAAACAUAGCGAGAAAUUCCUUUUAUCUCAGAAUUCCUCUGAAAACAAACUAUUUUAAACAGUAAUAUAAUAAUUAGUAAUUUGUGAAAGAUACAAAAGGCAAUUCCAUGACUAUGAAGAAAUGAUGUCUUUUUGGUGGAAUUUUCAAGGGGAUGAAGAAAAAAAAUAUUUCAAGAAGUCUUUUCACUCACAAACACAAGAAGGAAGAAAUUGAGAUAAAAUAGUUAUUGGAUAUAAAGAAUAAUUGUUGUACGUGAUAAAGUAAUCAUUAUUGAAGGGAAGAAAUGAAAGGUGGAUAAAAUGUGGUAAGAAGCAGAGUAACAAUAAUUGUUAGUAAUAUAAAGAUAUUUCUUAAAAAUAAAAGGUGGUAUAAAAACAGUGAAAUAUUGAAUGUAGGUACAUUUAAAAAAGAUGAUGAAUAUUACUAAAGGAAAUUAUAUUAAUUGAAUGUAUAUUUUUUUAAAUAAUAAUAAUUAACAGAGAUGAAAAGAAGUAUUUUGUACAAUAAAAAGCGUUAUCGAUUAAUUGAUGGAGUCUUUUUUGAGAAAAGAUCUUUGCAAUGGUGCAGGAAUUUUGGGUGGGAAUACGAAUAGGAAUUUUUCAAAGAAGAAAAUAUAAGAGAAUUACAUAUUUUUGCUGACAGACUAGCUAGGAAUUAUCUGAAGGACAUGCCCGAGAAAAGACGAAAGUUGUGGAUAGUGGAUUUUUUCAUCAAAAGAGCGUGAAAUGCACACAAAACUCACAGUGAAGAAACACAAAAAAGUGAAAUUUACACAAAGAAUAAACUUUAGAAAGAAGAAAAAGCUAAGAAUUAAGAAAACCCUUUAAUUGUUGUAAUUGUUGGCAGAGAGAGGGAGACAGAGAAAGAGAGCAUUUAAUUUCACUCACAGUGAAUUUUUCGGAUGAACAAUGAUGGAGAGAUAUCAAAAAGCAGAAAAAGUGUCUAAUAAGUGAAUAUUUGUAAUCAUAGCCAAUGUUUUGAGUCUCCAGUUUUCACAAUAAUCUGCGAAAGACAUGAGGAGAGCGUCUGUUGAAUCAAAGAGAGUUUAAUGAAUCCUUGUUGUAUACUUUUAACCCCGUGAAGAAAAAUAGGAUAAAUGUUUAAUGAUGGUACAAAGGAGAUGACAAAAUAGACAUGAAACCACGUAAAAAUAUCUAUCAAUUGUUAAAUGGAGAAAAAAAAGUUGUUAAUUGUGCAAGAAAAAAAUUGCGUAAAAAUCUCUUUGUAUAUUCGAUGUCCAAGAAAAGAAAAAAAACUCUAUAGAGAAAAAAUAUCCUACAUGUAUUUUGCUUAAGAUGUUAUCAAAA